GGCCGGGCACAGCCGGGCCGAGCCGGGCAGAGCCGGGCAGAGCCGAGCCGGGAGCGGCGGCGGACCCGCUGGGCUGCGGCCCAGGCGAACGGCGGGCAGGAAACGCUACCGGAAAGAAGCACGGGCGAGCGCCGCGGCCGGCGGGAGGUCAGAGGGCGGAGGUGAGGAGGGAGCCGCUCCCCGGUGAGCCCCCCCUGCCCCCCAGGCAGGAGUGCUCCAUGUGGGAGGUGCUCCCGUGCCCGCCGUGCCCCGGGAUGGCAGCGAGGUGACGGGGAGGAUGACCCUGACGGAGCGGCUGCGCCUCAGGAUCUCGGGGGCCUUCUACAGCCACGGGCUGCUCUGCGCCUCCUACCCCAUCCCCAUCAUCCUCUUCACUGGCCUCUGCAUCCUGGCCUGCUGUUACCCGCUGCUGAAGCUGCCGCUGCCGGGGACGGGCCCGGUGGAGUUCAGCACCCCGGUGAAGGAUUACGCUCCCCCCGCGCCCGGCCCGGCCCCACACGGGGACCCGGCCGAGAGACCCGACUGGUACGUGGGUGCUCCCGUGGCCUACAUCCAGCAGAUCUUUGUGAAAGCCACCGUGUCCCCGUGGCAGAAGAACUUCCUGGCCGUGGAUGUGUUCCGGGCCCCGCUGUCCCGCGUCUUCCAGCUGGUGGAGGAGAUCAGGAACCACGCCCUGAGGGACAGUUCUGGAGUCAGGAGCUUGGAGGAGCUUUGCCUGCAGGUCACAGAUCUCCUGCCUGGCCUCAGGAAGCUGCGGAACCUGCUCCCGGAGCACGGCUGCCUGUUGCUGUCUCCAGGGAACUUCUGGCAGAACGACCGGGAGCGCUUCAAUGCCGACCCAGACAUCUUCAAAACCAUCCACCAGCAUGAGCCAAAGACCUUGCAGACGUCAGCCACUCUCAAAGACCUGCUGUUCGGGCUGCCCGGGAGGAGCAGCGGGGUCAGCCUGUCCAAGCGGCAGCGCGUGGUGUCCUACACCGUCACCCUGGCGCUGCAGCGCUACGACUCCAGGUUCCUGAGCAGCCUCCGCUCGCGCCUGAAGCUGCUGCACCCCAGCCCCAACUGCUCCCUGCGGGAGGAGAGCGUGGUCCACGUGCACUUCAAGGAGGAGAUCGGCAUCGCCGAGCUCAUCCCGCUCGUCACCACCUACAUCAUCCUCUUCGCCUACAUCUACUUCUCCACACGGAAGAUCGACAUGGUGAAGUCCAAGUGGGGCCUGGCUCUGGCUGCAGUGGUGACGGUGCUCAGCUCCCUGCUCAUGUCCGUGGGGCUCUGCACCCUCUUUGGCCUCACCCCCACGCUCAAUGGAGGGGAGAUCUUCCCGUACCUGGUGGUGGUGAUUGGCCUGGAGAACGUGCUGGUCCUCACCAAGUCCGUCGUCUCCACGCCCGUGGACCUGGAAGUGAAGCUGCGCAUCGCCCAAGGGCUGAGCAACGAGAGCUGGUCCAUCAUGAAGAACAUGGCAACGGAGCUGGGGAUCAUCCUCAUCGGGUACUUCACCCUGGUCCCGGCCAUCCAGGAGUUCUGCCUCUUUGCCGUGGUUGGCCUGGUGUCCGACUUCUUCCUGCAGAUGUUCUUCUUCACCACCGUGCUGUCCAUCGACAUCCGACGGAUGGAGCUGGCCGACCUGAACCGGCGGGUGCCCCCGGAGUCCAUCCUGCCCCCGGGGAAGGCGCCGGGCCGCCCCCGGGCCCCCCCCGCGCGGGCGAGCGCCGCCAGCCCGCACACCAUCACCCUGCAGCCCUCGUCCCUGCGCAACCUGCGCCUGCCCAAGCGCCUCCGCCUCAUCUACUUCUUCGCACGCACCCGCCUGGCCCAGCGCCUCAUCAUGGCCGGGACGGUGAUCUGGAUCGGGAUCCUGGUGUACACCGACCCCGCCGGCCUCCGCACCUACCUCACAUCCCAGGUGACGGAGCAGAGCCCCCUGGGAGAGGCGGGGCUGCCCCCCAUGCCCGUGCCCGGGGGGGUCCUGCCCGCCGGCGACCCCAAGCUCGACCUGUCGGUGUUCCCGUCGGAGCCCAUCCAGCUGCCCGAGAACCAGACGCAGCAGCGGGAGCAGCAGCUGGAGCCCAACCAGCCCCCCUGGGCCCCGGGGGCAGAGGGCAGAGGGAACGGGCAGGGCGAGCUGGGCACGGAGGCAGAGGUGACCUGGGGAGCGGAGGACGAGGAGAUCUGGAGGAAGCUUUCCUUCAGGCACUGGCCAGCCCUCUUCAGCUACUACAACAUCACCCUGGCCAAGAGGUACAUCAGCAUCCUGCCAGCCAUCCCUGUCACGCUGUACCUGAACCCACAGGAGGCCCUGGAGGUGCGACAUCCCCAGGAGGCCUCGCGCUACCACCCCUUCCUGGCCUCCAGCAGAGGGGAUCCGGACACUGGAGCUCAGCCCGACCACACAGCCAAGCUCCAGGGCCACCAGGAUGUCACCCUUUACAAGGUGGCUGCUCUGGGUCUGGCCUCGGGCAUCAUCCUGGUGCUGCUGCUCUUCUGCCUGUACCGGGUGUUCUGCCCCAAGAACUACGGGCAGAACGGGCACGGCCGCAGGAAGAGGGGGGACCUGCCCUGCGACGACUACGGAUACUCCCCCCCCGAGACCGAGAUCGUGCCCCUGGUCCUCAGGGGCCACCUCAUGGACAUCGAGUGCCUGGCCAGUGAUGGGAUGCUCCUGGUCAGCUGCUGCCUGGUGGGGCAGAUCCGCGUGUGGGACGCGCAGACGGGCGACUGCCUCACCGUCAUCCCCAAACCCAGGCUGCGGAGGGACAGCAGCGGCAUCUUCGACUACCAGGAAGGCUGGGAUCAGAGCCCGGACAGGAAGAACGGGCUGGAGGACUCCUUUGAGAGCAGUCACCAGCUCAAGAGGCUGCUGGGCCCCCCUCAGCCCCCCCUGUUCUGCGACCAGCCCGACCUCACGUCCCUCAUCGACACCAACUUCUCGGAGCAGGUGAAGGCGGCCGAGUCGGAGCCGCGGCUCCGGGCCGUGGGCGGCCGCCACAAGGACACGGGCUACGACUUCAGCAGCCUGGUGGGGAAGGUGUACGAGGAGCACGGCGGCUCCGGCUGCAGGAGCGCGGCCUUCCCGGGGCUGCCGGCCCCGCUCGGCCCCGCCGGGCUCUGCGGGAGCAGCGGCCGCGCCCCGGGAUGCGGCUCCGACGAGGGCGGGGGCGGCCGCCGGCGCAGCCUCGGGGACCGGAGCCUGGGGGACGAGCCCUGCGCGGGCUGCGAGACAUCCGCACCCCUGCCCGCCUGGGGAGGGGACCUGGACAGCUCCGUCUGGAGCCUCGACCUGCAGGGGCACCUGAUCGUGGCCGGCCGGAGCAACGGGAAGCUGGAGGUGUGGGAUGCCAUCGAGGGCACCCUCUGCAGCAGCAACGAGGAAGGACAGUCCGGAAUCACGGCCCUCGUCUUCCUCAACAACAGGAUCGUGGCUGCCCGCCUGAACGGCUCCUUGGAUUUCUUCUCUCUGGAGACACACGCGGCCCUGAACCACCUGCAGUUCCGAGGGGCCCCGGGCCGGGGCAGUGUGCCAUCGUCGCCGGUGCUGAGCGGGGGGGCCGUGGUGCUGUGCCAGCUCACCCACAGCGUGGCCUGUGCCCACCACAAGCCCAUCACGGCGCUGAAGGCGGCGGCCGGACGGCUCGUCACAGGCAGCCAGGACCACACGCUCAGGGUGUUCCGGCUGGAGGACUCCUGCUGCCUCUUCACCCUGCAGGGCCACUCGGGAGCCAUCACAGCCGUGUACAUGGACCAGACCAUGGUGCUGGCGAGCGGUGGCCAGGACGGGGCCAUCUGCCUGUGGGACGUGCUGACGGGCAGCCGGGUGAGCCACAUGUUCGCCCACCGCGGGGACGUCACGUCCCUGACCUGCACCACGUCCUGCGUCAUCAGCAGCGGCCUGGACGACGUCAUCAGCAUCUGGGACCGCAGCUCGGGCACCAAGCUCUACUCCAUCCAGCAGGAGCUGGGCUGUGGCGCCAGCCUGGGCGUCAUCUCGGACAGCGUGCUGGUGACGGGGGGCCAGGGCUGCGUGUCCUUCUGGGACAUCGGCUACGGGGACCUGCUGCAGACCGUGUACCUGGGCAAGAGCAACGAGGCGCAGCCGGCGCGGCAGAUCCUGGUGCUGGACAACGCCGCCAUCGUCUGCAACUUCGGCAGCGAGCUCAGCCUGCUCUACGUGCCCUCCGUGCUCGAGAAGUUGGACUGAGCAGGAGCGGGGGCAGGCGGGACCGAGGGGGGCUCGGCCCGAGGGGACGGGACAGCGGCUCCAUCGCUCCGGCCCUGCCUCCGGCGCCUCCCCACCUCAGACACCCGGCAGGGCCCCACCUUCCUGCUCCUCUCCCUGUCCCAGCACCUUCCCUGCCGUCCCGGGGGCUCCCAGGGAUGGUACAGAGGGACACAGGGGGACCCAGGGUAGGGCAGGGGGGAACGGUGGUGGUGGCUCCCAGCGCUGACCUGCCAGGGCACGGAACAGCCCCCGGAGAGCCCCGGGGGCAGCGGGGAGAGGGCCGGGACCGACCCCCCGGGCGUGGCUCAGCCCCCACGUGCCUUAGGGCGUGGCAGGGCCCCCCCAGCCCCACCCCGGCCACAGCAGCCCUGCCCUAUUUAUUUAUAUGCUGUAAAUAGUUAUUAUUUAUUGGGGCAGGGGGGCACGGGGGGCCAGCACCCCCCUCACCCUGGCACAGCCGCCCUGCCUGGUCCCUCCUGCACCCCGUUUGCAGCAAUAGCACCUUCCUCCUCCUCCUCCUCCUGCUGCGGGGCCAGAGGAGGCUUUUCUCAGGUUGGGAGGGGCGGGAGCCUCGCCCACGCUCCUGCAGGUGCUGGGGAGGGACCCCUGGGCGGGGGGAGCACCGAGGGACCCCUGAGUGGGACCAACCAUGGGCAGGCACCACCCCGGGCACGGGGCUGCCCCAGAGCCCCCCACCCUCUGCGGGCCGGGGGCUGCGCUCCCCUCCCCGCUGCACUACAGGCCCCGCUGCAGCCCCUCCCCAGGCCGGGGGUCCCCGCCCGUCCUGCCGUGCCCCCGAACGCCGAUGACGCCUGUUCUCGACCCCCGGUGAUUGUAGAGGCGGUGCCGGCCCGGCACGGGGGCCCUGCAGCCCCGGCGGGCCCCCCGGCCGGCCCCGCGGGUGGCCUUCGCCCAGCUGUACCUUUGUGCCGUACAGGGGACGCUUUUUGUACGACGUGUUUUAUAACUGUGCCAGAACGCCCAUUAAACGGAACUAACCCGA
Molecule: messenger RNA, 5222 nt
Organism: Pipra filicauda (Wire-tailed manakin)
Lineage: Eukaryota; Metazoa; Chordata; Aves; Passeriformes; Pipridae
Gene: SCAP
Product: SREBF chaperone
Exons: 23
Coding region: 278-4198 (1306 amino acids)
Biological process (GO): SREBP signaling pathway
Cellular component (GO): endoplasmic reticulum membrane; Golgi membrane
Molecular function (GO): protein binding; sterol binding
Source: RefSeq, a predicted model, not a curated record